Molecule: messenger RNA, 447 nt
Organism: Ilex paraguariensis (yerba mate)
Lineage: Eukaryota; Viridiplantae; Streptophyta; Magnoliopsida; Aquifoliales; Aquifoliaceae
Source: the annotation of a GenBank genome assembly
AUGAAUGCUGAAAAGCAAGGAUAUUUUACGGAGGAUGAGUGGCGUAGAGGCUUGAAAGCUCUUCGGGCUGACACUAUAAAUAAACUGAAGAAAGCACUAUCAGAGUUGGAGAAAGAGGUCAGGAAGCCACAAAAUUUUGAGAAUUUCUAUUCUUAUGCAUUUCGAUACUGCCUAACAGAGGAUAAGCAGAAGUGUUUAGACAUCGAGAGUGUUUGUAUAUUGCUGGAUCUUGUUCUAGGGUCCAAAUUCCGACCCCAAAUUGAUUCAUUGACCAAGUAUCUUAAGACCCAGAGUGAUUAUAAGGUGAUAAACAUGGAUCAGUGGACGAACUUUUUCCGGUUUUGCGACGAGAUAAGCUUUCCUGACCUUCAGAAUUAUGAUACAACCCAAGCUUGGCCCUUAAUUCUGGACAAUUUUGUCGAAUGGAUGAGAAGGACACAAAGCUGA